ACUCGUUCAGUGACGACCGCCCUAAAAUUUUGACGUGGCUACUACGUAUCUCCCGUUUAUCCACUCCGAUUGCAGCAAGUUGGUGACGACGAAUACGUAACUGAAAUCAAGAAUUGUGGAAAUGACAUAAUUACAAGUAUAAAACUGGUUCUGGAAGUUUUAUUUUAUGUCAUCAACAACCAAAGUGAGCACAGAUGUGACACAAUUAAUUUCGGAAAGAUGCAAAUGGUUUACAAGACAAAAGAAUGAAAACAUAAUCGAUGAGAGGUUGUUUAGGACAUGGACGAUAUUGUGGAGGAAAAGUGUCAAGUGGAUCCUCUAGCGCCAUCUCCUGAUCAACAAACCGGAGGUGGUGUUGCAUCAUCGGUAGGCGUCUCUAAUUCCCAGCCUCAUCUGGUGACAGCAACUAACAUUGUACAGCUGACUUUACCUUCCCAUACGCAAGCACAGGUUCAAAGUGUUAUUCAACCAAAUCAACAAUCUGUAAUACAAACUGCAGCUAAUUUACAACCUAUGUUGAGUAAAGGGAACGUAAUAUUGGUUAGCAGCAAACCCAAUUCAGUUAUCCAAACGACGCAAGGAAAUUUACAGACGUUACGAGUAGUAGAAGCAGGUAGUGACGAUAGUUUUUCAGAAGAAGAAUCUCCAAAAAAACGCAGGGAUCUGUUGACGCGGCGGCCAUCGUAUAGGAAAAUCUUAAAUGAUCUUGGAGGGGGUGAGAUAGCUGAAGGAAAAAUCGAGCAAACUUCAUCCGAGGCAGAUAGUGAGUUGUCGUCUCACUCUAUCCCAUACCACACAGUUUUACCAGCAACGGCUCUCCAAAUAACUACAGGGGAAGGUGGACAUCAGGGUAUACAGACAUUAACGAUGACUAAUGCAACAGCAGGAGGAGCCAUUGUACAAUAUGCUCAAGGACAGGAAUUCUUCGUACCAGUUGUGGCGCAAACUGGUAGCCUAUCUGGAGGAGGGGGAGAAGACCAGGCGCGCAAGAGAGAAAUGCGAUUACUCAAAAAUAGAGAAGCGGCUAGGGAAUGUCGAAGGAAAAAAAAAGAGUACAUAAAGUGUCUGGAAAACAGGGUAGCGGUCCUAGAAAACCAAAACAAAGCUCUUAUCGACGAACUGAAAUCGCUAAAAGAACUGUAUUGUCAACAAAAGAGUGAAUGAGAACCUCAAUUACUUAAAAUAAGGUGAAGGACUGAGUUUAAAAAAUUGUGGGGGAUCGAAACCGAGAUGGUGGUAGGAGAGUGCAAUGUCAACAACAGUAUUGUUUUAAUUGUUUUGAGACGCGUUUUGUUGGAUUGUAUUCCAGAGUUUAUCGUCACUCAGCAAGAUGUUGGAUAAUAGUUAUCGUUUGUAUACAGGAUAAGCUCGAAUUAUCAGUCAAUAUCUUCAAUUGAAAAUUAUUUAUUGUUGUGUAUGUUUUAUAAUAUAAAAACAUUUAUAUUGUUUGGUAAGUACCGUUUACAGAAUACGGAACUCUAAGAUAAUAUAAAAUAUAUCAAGAAAACGAAUUUAUAGCACUCAAAAAAUUAGUUUGUGAACAUUUAAUAAUUAAAUCCACCCGGAAUCAACUAUGUGUGAAAACUAAUACGAUUAUACAAAUGUACCUAUUAAUUUAAUAUAAAAAUGUGGUAGUUAGUUCUCCAAAAGAGUUUGAGCAAUAUUAUCGAUAUAGUAACAUUUUUCACGUGUUUCAUUCAAUAAUAUGUUUACAACGACAAGAUUUAUUUAAUCUCUAAUUAGUCAAGCCACUGCCCUCGGACUUUUAUACGUUAUUAGAGUAAAUUUCUAUAAAUUAGUUCAUUUUUUUCAUGAUGCUUACAAUGGAUAUAAGGAAUAAGCUUGUUGGUGUCAGAUUAACCCAAAAAAAACAUGAGGACUUAUGUAACUUAAUUUUAUUUUAGAUUUAAAUGAACUGUGAACGUCGUUCUUAAAAUAGCUUGCAACCUAAUCUUCCUUCCUCAACUAAAUGAUAAAAAUACAUUUUUCAUCAAAGUUAAACAUUCAUCCAAUUAUACAUAUUAUGGACUAUAUGUGAUACCAACUUGUAAUAUUGGUAUCACAGAAGUUCAUUCUUCGACCAGUUUAUACUUUGUAAUGGAUAUAAUUGAAUGAAUGUUUAACUUUGAUUAUUACAAAAACUCUUAUCAUGUAUUUCUGAGGUUACCUUAUUUUUCUUUUACCUUAUCAAAGGUAAAAGGUAUCAAAGGAUUUCGUUUCUUCUUGUACCUAUUUCUUCCUCUAUCUUCUAUAUUUUCCCUAUUUUCGUCCCCAAUUUUUUUUGGACGAUUUAUUUCUCUGAUACCAAAUUUUGAUGGUUUCAAUUUGAUGAUUACAAAAAAACUUCAUCAUGUAAUUCUGAGGUUACCUUUUCCUUUUACAUUAUCAGAUAUCUGUUGAGAGUUUCGGUUCUUCUUGUAGCCUGAUUAAGGUUUCUCUAUCUUCUGUUUUUUGUCUUUUUUUGUCCUCAGUUCCUUUUUUUGGUCGAUUAAUUUUUCUGAUACCAAAUUUUGGUACUUUCAAUUUGAAGAUUACAAAAAAAACUUUAUCAUGUAUUUCUGACACUACCUUCUUUUUCUUUUGCCUCGUCAAAUGUCUGAUGUGGGUUCCGGUUCUUCUUAUACCCAUUCUUUCCUCUAUUUUCUGUAUUUUCCCUCUUUUUGUCCUCAGCUCCUUUUUUUUGACAAAUUAUUUCUCUGAUACCAAAUUUUUCAUUUUAUCUUGUGCCCAUAUCCCGCCUUUGCUUCUUUUUGUUCCUAGUUCCUUUAUUUGGUUGAUCCCAUUCUUUCUUCUUUUCUCCUUUUUUUAAACUAUAUUUACAAUCUUGCAUCAUUUAUCUUGUCAAUUUAUAUGUUUUUAUAUUUAUAUUUUGUCCAACCAAUUUAUCUGUUUAUUCAUUUUUUCCAUUAUCGAUUUUUUUUAAACUUUUGUAAUGUGUUCUUUAUCUUGUCAUUCUUCUAUUAUUUAUGAUAUUAAUCUAUUUAUAUUUAUGAUAUAUUGACAUUGACAGUAAUGACACAUUUUUAUUACACUAGCGACACGAUUGGCAGGUGGCAGAACUAAAUUUGUCUUGCCGAGAUUUACAUACAAGUUUACCUUCUUUUUGGUAUGUUCUGUGUAUUUAGGUAUAAAUUUGGUUAUUUCCCUUGUUUUUUUUAUUUCUCCACUUAGUCAACAAUUUGUCCUCUACAAUGAGUUGCGCCUAACCAAAUAAACAAAAUUAUUCCUUGUAUUAAACAAAUAUUGUUUCUUUAUCGAAUAUAUUGAUAAUUAUUGUAAAAAUUUUGGAUUUUGAUUUAAAUAAAAAGAAUUACCGCAUUUUUUGCUGAUCUAAUAAAUAUUUAAACUAUUUUUAUACAUUUUAUGAUAUAGCAUAAAAUUUGAUAUUGUACAUUUGGAAGCCGAAAAUUCGGAACUAUCGAGACCCCAAUUAUUCCGGAUAUUUGGAUUAAAUAUACAAGGUCUCCAAAAUAUGGAAAACUCUAUUAUCUAUUUGUUAAAAUAAUUUUUUCUUGAUUCAUUGUAAGAAAUUUAACAUUUGAGUUUUUAAAAUUAAAUUUCUAAAUCAGUUCUUUUAAUAAUGUCGAAAAUAAGGGUAGUUUACUGUUGAUCAAAACUUUUUGUUCGCUUUAGAGUUUUAAAAAACAAAUUUCUGAUGAAUAGAUGAUAAAAAAGGAUUUUAUGAUGUAGACUUUAUGAAACUCAGUGAAAUAAAAUUUUUUAAUCCCUUUUAUAACCGUGUCCAUUAUAUAUUCAUUAGUUUCUUUCCGCUAUUAUCGUUUUCAAUUUCCUCUUCACUUUUGUUGUGACUGAAGUCCUAAGAACACUGGUCAGCUCUGGAGCCCUUUUGUACUAUUUAAAUACAUUUUUAUGUUAAAUAAAAAAUCUGGCUUUUGGCUUCAGCAUUUUCGGCAUUCCACCAUAUAGGAAUGAAAGACUUAAUAUUAUAUGAUAAUUUAUCAAAAAAAUAGUGACAUACACUUUCAUGUUUUUUUUUAAGUAAUUGGUUACAUUCAAAUCAUAUUGGUAUUAGUAAAAAUAAAAAAUUAGCUCUAAAUGUACAUUCAGAGCCAAAAAUGAAUGAGUUCCUGGAUCGUUGAUAAUUUUUAUUUAUUAAAAUAUUAAACAUUUUUUAUACCUUGAAAAUAGGAUCAUAACAGAAGAUAGAAGGCUUGUGAUCACGAACUGUUGUAUUUUUUUUUAAUGAACUCGAUGUAUAUAUUUAGUGAGAUGUAUAAAGAAUCUUGCUGUUGAAAUAUUUCCAAAAAAUCGAAUAACAUUCAUAUAAACUUUAAAGAUAUAGCACGGUGUUCCUUAACCAUACUUGAACGUCUUCGAUCUACGUAUUACACUUUAACAAGAGCACUCAUGCAACGUUUUAAGCAUAUUCAGAAAAUCUGUUUUCUCAACUCCAAUCUUACUUCGAAACAAGCAUCAUCAACGUAUUUCAAACAAUUAAAUGAGUCUCUUCUCAAGAUGUCUAUUUUAUUUAGUAACUCUUUGCAUUAAUUUCCCUUGAAAGCUGGAGAGUCAUGAGUGAUCUCGCUACAUGCACUUGCCAACUUCAAAUGCCUGGAAGAGGCUCUUGUGUCAACUGGAACUUAAAUGGAAACAAAUGCAAAUCCUUUUGCAAACUUGUGGCCAAAGUUGUUCUUUGAAGACCAAGCUCCUCAACACGGCGUCGAAUUGAGGUUGUUAGAUUGUUUUGAACACUUUCUUGAGCAGCAGUAAUGUUUUCAGCCGAUCUUGCAGCACGUUGUGGUGCAUGCUUGCGCAUAUCAGCUACUGACUGUAGCUGAUAUGCGCAAGCAUUCACUACUCGAUAAAUAGUGCGUCUUGUUGGUACGUUGUUAGGGAUGGUCCGCAAGUACAGAACAUUCGUCUAGACCUACUAAAAUGGGACAAAGCUUCAUUGGCCCGACUAUAGAAAGGCGGCGCAGUGAAAAGGUUGAUAAAGACGAAUUAACUUGUUCUUUACCUUUCAACGUACUAGAUUCAUUCACAACUUUUUUAAAAUUGGUUAUGAAAGAUGCUUUGGAGUGGCAUGCAUGUUUGAUUCCUCGUUUAAUUAAAUUGAAGCAUUUACCACAUCGCUUUUUAACUGAAGACUGUCUUGUCUUACCAGCAAGCUGAUCUACUUUUUAAAUUGAUGGAAAAAUAUUUUGUCUUUUAUGAAAAUUAUUAACAUAGAAAAGGUGAAUGAAAUUUAUUUAUACAAUCAUUAAAUCAAGAAAUUUUCUAAACAAUUCAAACCCUAUCAUUUUCCAAGAGUUGGGGAAACCGAUUUUCUAAAUAGGGUUAAAACGUUACAUAUGUGUUGAAGUUUAAGUAUAUACGUAGAUUAAAGACGUUCAAGUAAUUUUCAUUUAAGUCUGGUUAAGGAACACCGUUAUAGUUUUCAUUUGGUAUUAGGUCGAAAUUAAAAAUCUUCAUCGUGUAAUUGAACUUACUAUACUAAAUUCAUGUGAGAUUAUCUAUUGGAAUGCCUUUUGGAAACUAUUGUAUAUAACAUUUACUAGUAAUUCAUUUUUAUUUUGAUGCAUAACAAAAAUUCGAUUUUUUGUAGAUAUUUCUACAGUCCCGACCUGUAGAGUGCCUUCUAGAUUAUAUAACAGUGUGCAUUUCGUAGGACUUGUACAAUUUUUGAGCAGUGCCAUUUUUAUUGUGAAAACAAAAAUUAUUUGUGUUACGAAAUUGCACUCGAUGAUUUUCAUCUUUCCAAAGAAUUAAUGUAUCGUAAUUCAUUUUUAUAUUAAUAUAUAAUCACCAGUUAAAUUAAAGCAUAAUUUCGAUUUUUCAUGAAUUUUUAGCAAAAAAUUAGUGUAUGGGGAUGAAGUGUUCCCUUGAACAUUAUACGUUGUGUGAUCCUUUGCAGUGACCUUCUCAAUGAUAAUAAUAAAAAUUAGAAAUCAUUUAUUAUUUAUCAUUGAUAACAAAACAUCACCUCAUAACUGACAUUUUUGUUACAUAACUGGUGAGGUGCGACUCGGCAAACCUCGAAUUUAAAUGACGCUGGUUGUUUAAAAAAAUAGGAAAAAAGUAUCUGGUAUCUAUUUUUGAAUAAUUUUACUCAUUAAAUUUAAAAUUGAGAUAGAAAAUCUUUGCAAUAAUAAGACACUGAGUUGAACUUCAUACAAGUGCUAGAAAAGUGAGGUUAUAACCAAAAUGACGUUAGACCAUAGACAACAAGAAAUAUUUUCGUAUUGCUAACAUAACAAUUAAAAUGUCCGCAUGCGUAUAGAAAAAAUAUUGAAACUGGUGAACUAUAUAUGGAUUUAUAUGAGGUAUAUAUGUAACUUGAAAUUAACGAUAUAUUUUAUGACUUUUGGUACAGUUUGUUGAGAUCCUUUUUUAAUUUAAAUAUUUGAAAUUCAACGAAAGAUGGAAAUCAUUUAUAACGACCGAUAAUGGUCUUUACAGAAAAAUGUUUGUACAUAUUUGUAUGUAUGUAAAUGUAUUUUUACAUAUCAAAAAAAGAAAAAAAAAAUACUUUCGCACAGCCAAAGUGAAUAUUUGUAAACCACGGUGGAACGAUAAUGGUUUUUGGAGUAAAAAAUAUGUUUCCACCCUUAUUGUUGCCUUGUUAAAUUAAUUGAAUAAAUAGAACUGAAUUGCAAGAUAAUAUUUUUUUUUAAUUAUUACAGGAGGUGAUUAAUCAUUUUAAUUAUAUGUGAAUAUACUGAUAUUUCCGUAAUCUUUAUGAUAAAUAAUGCAAUGUAUUUUUUGUUAAUAAUUAGAUUAUUAGAUAUUCAACACUUAUUCGAACAAGUCAGUUCUAUGUAUUGGAAUUUCUGAAAACAAAUAUUUCCAAUUGCUAUUUUUGGUAGUUGUCUUAAUUAGGGAAUUUGUAAAUAAGAUUAUUAUCUACUAUAUGUUUAAGUAUUAGUUGAAAUUGAUUUAUUAUUAAUAAUAAAGUGAAUAUU
This is a messenger RNA of Diorhabda sublineata, 6923 nucleotides long. RefSeq names its product cyclic AMP-responsive element-binding protein 1 (gene CrebB). Gene Ontology annotation, molecular function: RNA polymerase II cis-regulatory region sequence-specific DNA binding; DNA-binding transcription factor activity, RNA polymerase II-specific; protein binding. Lineage: Eukaryota; Metazoa; Arthropoda; Insecta; Coleoptera; Chrysomelidae. The record is from RefSeq and is a predicted model, not a curated record. Gene Ontology annotation, biological process: regulation of transcription by RNA polymerase II. Gene Ontology annotation, cellular component: transcription regulator complex; nucleus. The transcript has 8 exons. Bases 280 to 1164 code for a protein of 294 amino acids.